CUAAUUCAAUAUAUAUGUGAAUAUUUCUUACUUCAUUUGAAUAGUCUUCAGGUAGUCUUGUUCUUGUUUUUCCCCCAAAUUAACCCCACCAACGAUCCGUCUUCUCUCCGGCGGCGCGGCCACUCCUGUACGGAUCCACCUCCGCGGCCCUCCUGGUAACUAAGUCAAAUGAUGAAGCUGCAAACUUAUGCUGGGCUUAGCUUAAUAGCUACAUUGGCUGUUAUUUAUCAUGCCUUUAGUAGUAGAGGCCAGUUUUAUCCCGCAAUGGUUUACUUGUCGACUUCAAAGAUCAGCUUGGCACUUCUUUUAAAUAUGGGCCUGGUUGUUAUGUGCAUUUUGUGGCAAUUGACCAAGAAAAUCUUCCUUGGCUCACUGCGAGAAGCGGAAGUUGAAAGGCUGAAUGAGCAAUCGUGGCGGGAAGUCAUGGAAAUACUUUUUGCAAUCACUAUCUUCAGACAAGAUUUUUCAGUUACAUUUCUUGCAUUAGUUACUGCUUUACUUCUGAUCAAGGCUUUGCAUUGGUUGGCCCAAAAGAGAGUUGAAUACAUUGAAACAACUCCAUCUGUCCCUAAGCUCUCUCACAUCCGCAUCGUGUCUUUCUUGGGAUUCCUCCUCCUUGUUGACAGUAUCUUUCUCUAUAACUCAGUCAAGUUUUUGGUAAAAACCAGAAAGGCAUCAGUUUCACUUUUCUUUGCAUUUGAAUACAUGAUAUUGGCCACAACAACUGUAUCAACGUUUGUGAAGUAUGUAUUCUACGUCAGUGACAUGCUUAUGGAAGGACAAUGGGAAAAGAAAGCUGUCUACACCUUCUACUUGGAGCUUGUCCGAGACUUGCUCCACUUGACUAUGUAUAUGUGCUUCUUCCUUGUCAUUUUUGUUAAUUAUGGCGUGCCUCUUCACUUGAUUCGGGAGCUGUACGAGACGUUCCGCAAUUUUAAAAUACGUGUGGCUGAUUACAUACGUUAUCGGAAGAUCACGUCAAAUAUGAAUGAUCGCUUCCCAGAUGCAACACCUGAAGAGCUCAAUUCAAGUGAUGUGACCUGCAUUAUAUGCCGUGAGGAGAUGACUGUAGCGAAGAAACUUAAUUGUGGGCAUCUUUUUCAUGUCCACUGCCUCAGGUCGUGGUUAGAAAGACAAAAUACAUGCCCUACAUGCAGAGCGCUUGUUGUACCACCUGAAAAUGGGACGUCAACUUCUGGAUUAAGGGGCGAUGGUCAUCAGCGAGGAACUAGCAUUCCUGGUACACCUACGCAAGGCUCUGUCGGUGAUAGAGUGGCAAAUGAUAAUGUCAGUCAUCAUCAGGCUAGGCUCCAAGCUGCCGCAACUGCUGCCUCGAUAUAUGAGAAAUCUUUUGUCUAUCCUUCUCCAAAUACUCUAUCGUGGUCUCCUGGAUAUACCUUACUUCCUCAAACAUUUGGACAUUGUGGCAACAAUGUAGUGGCAAGUGAUGGUGAAGAUGGAGCUGUGAGUGGACUGUCUCAAGAGCAUCAGCUUGCUAACAUGGUCUUUCCUCAGUUACCUCAGGGCAGUUUUGUCCCUCCACAGUUCCAGGGAUUCAAUGGACAUUUUGCUUCAGGGAAUGCAUCUGAACAUGAUUUACAAGUCAAACUAAUUGAACACCAGAUUGAGUUUCUGCAACGUCAGCUGGAGCUUCUGCAAACAUCCAGUAGUGGAAAGGGGAAGGAUCUAGGAACAUCUGAUAUCAAGGGAAAAACAAUAUCAUCACCAUCUUCAUCUACUGUAGACUCUAGUGAGACGGGCAAUGCAGCUGCCACAGACUAACUGGCCUUGCAGAAGUAUACUCUGGAAGUCUCUUGGAACUGAUAGUAUAUCGUGUACUUAUCUCUGAAAGUCAAAUGUAAUUGUAUGUUGAUUAUUGUUCAAGAAAACACUGCUUGUAUGCCGUGCUCUUGUGGUAACGCAGAGAAUUAGUCCAGUCACUCUUUCUUCUUUCGCUAGUUUAGGUCUUUCCAAACCACAAAUUCAUUCAGGUUUUAGUUUCAAAUCAGAGUUUGUAGCUUCUGUUAGGGUGAAAUAUUGGGGUAAUUUUACUUGGCUACCUAUGUAUUUUACCUUUUGACCCUUUGAAUAAUGUAUAUACACACCCAUAAAUAGUUGGAUCAUGUGACUUCACUUGUAGUUUACCAA
Sesamum indicum (sesame) is the source of this 2148-nucleotide messenger RNA. Its product is annotated as ERAD-associated E3 ubiquitin-protein ligase HRD1B. Gene Ontology annotation, cellular component: endomembrane system. Gene Ontology annotation, biological process: ERAD pathway; proteasome-mediated ubiquitin-dependent protein catabolic process. The record is from RefSeq and is a predicted model, not a curated record. Gene Ontology annotation, molecular function: ubiquitin protein ligase activity. Lineage: Eukaryota; Viridiplantae; Streptophyta; Magnoliopsida; Lamiales; Pedaliaceae.